Botrytis sinoallii is the source of this 2601-nucleotide messenger RNA. RefSeq lists its product as uncharacterized. NCBI's taxonomy places the organism in Eukaryota, Fungi, Ascomycota, Leotiomycetes, Helotiales, Sclerotiniaceae. Gene Ontology annotation, molecular function: calcium-activated cation channel activity. Bases 1 to 2601 code for a protein of 866 amino acids. Gene Ontology annotation, cellular component: plasma membrane. The record is from RefSeq and is a predicted model, not a curated record. The transcript has 4 exons.
AUGUCUUCUUCUCAAACUGCAGGAUCUGGAACAUCUACUACUACAUCAAGCUCUGCAUCUAGUCUUGUUUCCACUUUGAUACCUGUUGCCGCUCUUGCUGUGGUAUAUAUCAUUGCCUUCUUGGUCCUUCGCGCAAAAUAUUUACGCGUCUACCAACCUCGAACUUUCUUACCAACACUUCGCGAGGAUGAAAGAACAUCGCGGUUAUCUGAUAGCAAAUUUGGCUGGCUUGCUCCCUUCAGAAGUAUACCAGAUGAACAUGUUCUGGACCAUCAAUCCCUUGAUGGUUACUUUUACCUUCGAUUCUUCGGAUUGUUGACCAAGAUAUGUUUUGUUGGUUGUUGUAUAACUUUCCCCAUCCUAUUUCCGGUCAACGCGACUGGUGGUGGUGGCCAGAAGGAGCUUGAUAUACUAUCUUUCAGUAAUGUAGUUGAUAAGAAUCGAUACUAUGCCCAUACAUUUGUUGCAUGGAUAUUUCUCAGUUUUGUUAUAUUCAUGAUCACCAAAGAAACCAUGUUCUUUAUCAAUGUUCGACACAACUAUAUGCUAGCCCCAUUCAAUGCGUCCAGAAUUUCAUCCAAGACUGUCCUUUUCACCUUUAUCCCACAGGAACAUUUGAGUGAAUCAGCAUUAAAGGAGGCUCUUGGAGGCGAUGCUGUUGUUGCUCGUAUAUGGAUGGCUAAAGAUUGCGAGAAGCUUACGGAGAAAGUAGAAGAGCGAGAUACCGAUGCAAUGAAGCUGGAAAAUGCCGAAAUCAAACUAAUCAAAGCCGCAAAUGAUAGACGCCUUAAAUGGGAAAAGAAAUGGGCUAAGGCGGAGAAAAAAGGAAAGCCAAAGCCAGCGCGAAAGAAUGUGGAUACCGAGGCUGGACUUGUCUCCGAAUGGAUGAAGAAGACAGAUCGACCAUCGCAUCGUCUAGGGAAGAUACCAUUGAUCGGAAAGAAAGUUGAUACCAUUGAUUGGUCUCGAAACGAACUUCAAAAACUUAUUCCAGAAAUCGAAAAGGACCAAGAAAUUGUAGUGGGCCAAAACGGGACAUCACUCCCUGCUGCCUUUGUUGAAUUCAGAUCCCAAUUUGAAGCCAAUUAUGCGUUUCAAAGAUUCAGCGCAAAAAACCCCACCAAGUUGGACCCAAGAGCUAUCGCAGUCAAACCCCAGGAAGUCAUUUGGAAGAACCUCAAAAUCAAGAAAACACAGAGAAAGAUGAGGGUCAUCGCUACUGCGACAUUCUUGACUGCUAUGAUUAUCUUUUGGUCGAUCCCUGUUGCUGUUGUCGGUGCUAUCAGCAACAUAAAUUAUUUGACUGAAAAGGUUCCUUUUUUGUCAUUCAUUAAUGACAUCCCAAGUGUUAUUCUUGGUGUCGUCACUGGUUUACUUCCCUCAGUUGCAUUAUCAAUCCUGAUGGCCUUGGUACCCAUCGUCUGCAGGUGGAUGGCCAAACUCAGCGGUGAGGUGACAACACCGGCCGUGGAACUUAAAUGCCAGAAUUGGUAUUUUGCAUUCCAAGUCAUACAAGUAUUCUUGGUCACCACAUUCUCAUCUGGAGCGGCAGCUGUGGUAUCCAAAAUCAUUGAGAAUCCUUCUUCAGCUACCACAUUACUUGCUCAAAGUUUACCAAAAGCUUCCAACUUUUUUAUAUCUUACAUCAUUGUUCAAGGUCUUGGAAUUGCAGCUGGAAAUUUGAUCAACGUUGGCGCUCUGGUCAUGCUAACCGUUGGUGGUAAAUUCCUUGAUAAGUCACCAAGAAAAAUGUACAAUCGAUAUAUUACAUUGGCUGGUCUCGGUUGGGGGUCUUUAUAUCCGAAGUUUGCUUGUUUAGGAGUUAUUGCAAUCUCUUAUUCUUGCAUCGCACCACUUGUUCUCGGAUUUGCAACUAUUGGGUUCGCAAUCGUGUACCUUGCCGUCCGUUAUAACAUGUUCUUCGUUCUUUCCAACGACGUCGAUACUCGAGGAUCUGCGUAUGCUAAAGCUCUGCAACAAUUAAUGGUCGGAGUGUAUAUUUCCGAAGUCUGCCUACUCGGUCUAUUCGCCAUCAAUACGACCAUAGGUCCAAUCGUUCUUAUGGGCGUUUUCAUUUUCCUGACAGCUGUUUACCAUGCUGUGAUGCGCCAUGCUUUAAAGCCUUUAACUAUGUACCUUCCAAGGUCCACUGAUGGUGAUGAUCAGGUUGCUUUAUUCGAAACGCCAUCAAACAACACUCACGAAUAUACCAAGUCUGCACUCCCACCCACACAAUCCGAAGGUCGUGGAGAAGAUGCCAAAAAGUCCAAGAAGGCCGCGAUCCUUGGAAAAUUGUUUGAUCCAAGAAAAUUCAAAUCACACGCGCGUGCCAAGAAGUUUGUGACUAGUCGCGAGGAGCUUCCAUCGUAUGAAGAAGCUGUUGAGAGUCAGGCUUACCUUGAUCCUGCUAUUACAAGCCCCCCGCAAACCUUAUGGAUCGUUAGGGAUGAAAUGGGCAUUAGUCAACACGAGGUUGAGGCUACGAGUGGGGUAAUCCCAAUUAGUGACGAGCUUUCAACCUUCAAUGAGAAGGGGAAGGUUGUCUGGAAUCAGGAUACAGUAUUGCAGGCGCCAAUUCGGGAAAAGAGAAUCGAUUAUUGA